AUUUUCAUGACCGAGAAGUGACUUUAAUUCAAUUCAGUGCAAAAAAAACAGAAAACAACAGGAUGAUCAAAGCAAUUCUGAUUUUUAACAACCAUGGCAAGCCGAGACUCAUCAGAUUUUAUCAGUAUUUUGCAGAAGACAUGCAGCAGCAGAUUAUCAGAGAGACGUUCCACUUGGUAUCAAAGAGAGAUGAUAACGUCUGUAAUUUCCUGGAAGGCGGCAGUCUGAUUGGUGGAUCAGACUACAAGCUGAUCUACAGACAUUACGCCACGCUUUACUUUGUGUUUUGUGUCGAUUCGUCUGAGAGCGAGCUCGGCAUUCUGGACCUCAUUCAGGUGUUUGUGGAGACUCUGGAUAAAUGCUUUGAGAACGUGUGUGAGCUCGACCUGAUCUUCCACAUGGACAAAGUGCAUUAUAUCCUGCAGGAGGUGGUGAUGGGGGGGAUGGUGCUCGAGACCAACAUGAAUGAAAUCGUCGCUCAGGUUGAGCUGCAGAACCGGAUGGAGAAAUCUGAGGGUGGACUUUCCGCCGCUCCAGCUCGUGCCGUCUCAGCCGUGAAAAACAUGAACCUUCCGGAAAUCCCUCGUAACAUCAACAUCGGAGACAUUAACAUCAAAGUGCCGAGUCUGUCCCCGUUCUGAGCCGGUGGGAAUUCUGUCAGUCCUCGACACUGGAGUAACAUUUCCCAUGAAUACUGCUUCCUUUUUCCUGAGACUCCAUUUACUUUACAUUCAGGGGCCAAAAAUCUCUCCGAAUCCACGAGCGUUUUCAUUUUCUCACUGAUUCUCACUGAUUCUCACUGAUUCUCACCAACUAAGCAAAAACACCGUGAGUGAGAAUGAGCUUCAGGAUUUCACCUGGACAGGAACGCAUGCAUCAGAAAGUCAUCAGGACCGUCAGGACCGUCAGGACCGUCAGGUUCCACGUUUUAUUUCAAAUCUAUUUAGUGAUUAUUUGUGGAGCAACAUUCCUAAAAUAUCUAAAAUUCUAAUCAAAAGAUGAACACGUCUGCGUCGAGUCAAAAACACGCUUUAUUUAUACUGAGAUUAUUCUGUUUGUUUGUCAAUGUUACAUUUUUUUGUCCUGAUGUUGAUUUUUAGUUGUUUGUUGUUUGCUUUUUUGUGCUAUUAAAUUCAGAACUCUG
This is a messenger RNA of Ictalurus punctatus (channel catfish), 1144 nucleotides long. It is a transcript of the gene ap3s2, whose product is annotated as adaptor related protein complex 3 subunit sigma 2. NCBI's taxonomy places the organism in Eukaryota, Metazoa, Chordata, Actinopteri, Siluriformes, Ictaluridae. Gene Ontology annotation, cellular component: membrane coat; AP-3 adaptor complex; intracellular membrane-bounded organelle. The record is from RefSeq and is marked provisional. Gene Ontology annotation, biological process: Golgi to vacuole transport; intracellular protein transport.